AAUGAGUAAAAGACCCUCAACUUAAAACCAGAGUAUCUUCAGGAACAUUAGGCCCCUGAUGUCUUUCUCAGGAUGUUUUUUGUCCUCGGCCCGGGACACACCUUCAGCUUCUGCAGACCUGUAAUCUUCACGUCACGGUAUUCCGCGCUAUAAUCCGCCAUUCAUACCCCUACACCGAGAAAAUGAACUGUUAAACCCUGAUACUCUGUAUGGCUUUACUUCGGCCGGGCUGUCGCAUCCUGUCCGCGCACAGAGAUCAGCAUGGCAACGGGAGGAGGAGGGGAGGGGGAGGCUGCUCGGGAUGAGGGAGGGUACCACGGUCCCACGUGUCCUCCUCGCCGCAGACCCAACGCAUUUCUCCUCGCUUCCCCAUCCCUCCGUUUCCGCAUACCGCAGAUUCGCAUAUACGCACACAUACAACCUCAUCCAUACACUCAUACGCACCCGCGCAGCCUUGCGGAGCGAUGCACUCCGCGGCGCGCACUCUCCCAUCCCUCACCAUCUCCUCACUGAUCAAUCUCUAGGCCUGUAUCGAUCAUCUCCGCCACAGGCCUAUAGGAUUGAUUUAUUUUUCAUCAUUCGCGAUAUGCAGAUUCAAAUUUUCAGUAGCGGCGUUGGCCGGAGCUGAGAGGGCGAAAGCGAGAGAGACAGAGAGGGGGAGAGAUGAUCGGACGCGCAUCAUCAGAUGUUUAGCAGAUCCCCCUUCGAGCUUCGCCAUCAUUUCUGCUGUGCGCUUUUCGGUCUUUUUGCUUCCCCUCCGUUCGUGUCAUUUUGCGGCUCUCGAUGCUGUAAUCCGGGGGAAUAUGUGAAGAUCAUGCUGGCGGUGUGGUGCUUCAUGGUCUUUGCUGCAGUGGGCGAGAGGCUUGCAGUCUCAGGUGAGGACGGGAGCCCAGUGCAGGAUGGAGGCACGUGGGAUUGGUUUACCCCGGCGGGGCGGCCAAGCGGCGGGGACACUGCCACUGAGGUCACCUACCCAAAGCGGCUGGUACAGCAGAUCCAGUCGGAGGAGGAAAUGGCUCACGACCACUUGGAUACCAGGGUGAAGAACAGCACUGGGGACACCUCGCCUGUCCACUUGGCCCAGAGCUGUUUCCAAGUGGAAGCCUUUGGACACACCUUCACUCUGGACCUGGAGCUAAACCAUCACCUCCUGUCCUCAGAAUAUGUGGAACGGCACUUUAACCAGGAUGGCCAACCCUCAGAGUCUGUGGGAGGGGAGCACUGCUACUACCAGGGAAGGUUAAGGGGUCUACCAGAGUCCUGGGCAGCUCUCUCCACCUGCCACGGCCUGUGCGGCAUGUUCUCUGAUGGCUUCUUCUCCUACGGGAUUGAGCCCCUUCAAAGUGGGAGCAAUCAGGAUGAUGGCACACACUUAAUCCGCAGGAUGCCUGAUAUCCGACUUUCUCCACACUGUCCAGACUGUUCAGAGGACAGCAAGUGGGAAAGCAGAGGAGGUGACGUUGAUGACGACAGGCCGGACCAAACGAGGGAGCAGCAGGUGUCAGGGGGGCUGAGGCGAUCCAAGAGAUUUGUUCGCAAGCCCUCUGUGCAGACAGAGACCAAAUACAUUGAGCUGAUGGUGGUCAACGACAACGACAUGUUUGUACAGCUGCGUCGCUCUAGCAGCCAAACCAAGAACUUUGCCAAAGCAGUGGUCAACAUGGCAGAUGCGAUCUACAAGGAACAGCUGAACACGAGGAUCGUGCUGGUUGCCAUGGAGACCUGGACCUCUAAAAAUAUGAUGCCAGUCAUGGAAGAUCCAUUGAUAACACUGCAGAACUUCAUGAAAUACAGGAAGGACAACAUCAAAGACCAGAGUGACGUCAUCCAUCUUUUCUCAGGGCGAACAUUUCACAGCAGCCGCAGUGGGGCAGCCUACACCGGAGGAGUGUGUUCUCUAACAAGGGGAGGAGGCAUCAACGAGUAUGGGAAUGUUGGUGCAAUGGCCAUCACGCUGUGCCAGAGUCUUGGCCAGAACAUCGGCAUGAGGUGGAACAACGCACGUAACUCUGCAGGAGACUGCAGGUGCCCAGAUGCCUGGCUCGGUUGCAUCAUGGAAGACACUGGAUACUAUCUUCCCAGAAAGUUCUCUCGCUGCAGCGUUGACGAGUACAUCCAGUUCUUGCUCCAGGGGGGCGGGAGCUGCCUCUUCAACAAGCCCAACAAGCUGUUGGACCCUCCAGAGUGUGGGAAUGGCUUUGUGGAGCCAGGGGAAGAGUGUGAUUGUGGAUCCCAGGUGGAGUGCGCCCGCAGUGGAGGGGCCUGCUGCAAAAAGUGCACACUUACCCAUGAUGCCAUGUGCAGUAACGGACUCUGCUGCAGUGGCUGCAAGUAUGAGCGCAGAGGCGUGGUUUGUCGAGACGCUGUGAAUGACUGCGACAUACCAGAGACGUGCACCGGAGAUUCCAGCCAGUGCCCUCAUAAUGUCCACAAGCUGGACGGCUACAUGUGUGAUAACAAUCAGGGCCGCUGUUACAGUGGACGAUGCAGGACUCGUGAUGGACAGUGUAGAGGACUCUGGGGUUACAAUUCAGCGGACAGGUUUUGUUAUGAGAAGCUGAAUGCUGAGGGGACAGAGAAAGGCAACUGUGGUCCAGGUCCUGAAGGCCAGGGCUGGCUGCAGUGCAACAAGCCGGAUGUUUUGUGUGGCUUCCUCUUCUGUGCCAAUGUGACGAUGAAGCCAAAGUUUGGAGACCUGCAGGGUGAGGUGACUAGCUUCACCCUCUACCACCAGAACAAGUACCUGGACUGCAGAGGUGGCCAUGCUCUGCUGGAGGACGGCUCAGACCUGGGCUACGUGGAGGACGGCACUCCCUGUGGGCCCAACAUGAUGUGUUUGGAACGACGCUGCCUCCCUGUGGCAGCAUUCAACCUCAGCACCUGUUCGGGAUCAAACUUUGGACGCAUCUGUUCUGACCAUGGGACCUGCAGCAAUGAGGUGAAGUGUAUCUGUGACAGGGACUACACAGGGAAGGACUGCAGUGUCUUUGAUCCCAUCCCUGAGCCAACAGUCCAGACCGGCCCAGAGAAGAAAGGUCCCAGUGGCACCAAUAUCAUAAUAGGGUCCAUCGCAGGUGCUAUUCUCCUGGCAGCUAUAGUCCUAGGGGGAACAGGAUGGGGAUUUAAGAACAUUCGAAGAGGAAGAUCUGGUGGAGGAUAAGAUGCCUGUCUGUCUUUUUGUCUCUGUGUCCUGUCUACUCCUGUCUUCCUCCUCGCACUGUGUCGUUUCCACAUCGGAGAAGAGGGGAACAAAAAAAAAAAAAAAGGUCUUCCACUCCUGUCCCAAAAUCUCUCCAAACCUCUUCUGAUUAGCGUUUCCUCCACACUCCUGUCUGCUCCUUUUGUCCGUCCUCCUCUGGGCCUGUGGAGCUCCUCUCACCAUACCAGCCAAAUCAUACCUGCAUGGCUGCUGCCAACAGGCCGCUGAGGAUUGUGUCCAGGUCACGCCUAGAGCGAGCAGGUGGCUCUCCCUGCGGGAGACACCAGGGUCUUCCUCCAUUCCGGUGGAAUGAAGAAUGUGCUGCGGUGACUGUGUACCUCCCUUUCUCACAUCUUGGACAGUCUGAUGAAGAACAUUUCAAUGGUGGACCAAUUUAAUUAGAGACAUGUUUUUCCAAUGCCUGCCUGCCUGCACAGAAGGAACAGAACACUAAACUGGCCACCAAGUCCACGGCUAAACGUUGGACUGGCACACAGACCGGCUAAUUGACUGAAAUAUAAAAGGAUCUAAAUAGUUUCCUUUCUCUCAAAGGAGAAGGACCUGAGGCGGUUCCUCUGAUGGCAGGCCUUGACUAGGUGCAUCGCAAAGCGGUGUUUUUAAUCUACAAAUUUUGGCAACACGGAUAUGCUGUAACUGACAAGAAACCAUUCAUUGGACUGUUGUUCACGUGUUUUCCAAAGAGAGACUGAGGAAGGACUAAUCAUCAUAUAAAUCGAUGGCUCAAAAACCAGUCAACCAUUAGCCAGAGCCCAGAGCGAUAAAUGACUUUACCUUUGCCGUUAUUUACCCCCUCACCCCUUCCCUCACCCACAAGUUUUCAGGUACAAAAAAAAAGGAAGCUAGGUGUAAUGGUUUCGGGAUCAUUUUAAACCACUGAACUUUGAAGCAGCAGAGACCGUAACUUAGUGUUCUCAGCCACAAACUGUCCAACAUACAUUCCACCAUAUCCGUGUGCGUGCUCACUACUUUCAGGCCCAAAGUUUGUACGCUUCGGAGGUUUAAUCUGUAUGUCCGUUUCACGAGCGAAUGUAUGAGGUUUUUAAAGAAAGGAAGAAUGUAUGCGUGUUUACACUCGUGUUAGGGGCAGCCGUGUCCAUGUACACCUUAACACUUCCUCCUAUCACAGGUAGAUAGGCAGGUUUUUACCUCUAGAAGAUCAUCUCUUUCUACAAACUGCUGUACGCUGCAGCCAUGGUACCACAAAGGCGGCACAUUAAUAAAGACUUCAACAGUUUUUAAUGUCAUGUAACCACAGAAAAUGAGCACUAGCCAACUGUAUGCACACCUGUUUGUAAAUAUGUGCAAGAUAUACUGAAUGUUAAAUGCACUGUAUGAAGAUUUAUUUAAAAGCUAUGUUAAAAUAAUGAGUCGUAUCUGUUUCAGCGAACACACACACACACACACACAGAUCUCUCCUGCAGUCACCACCGUCCACGCCAUCUUUAAAUGUGGCGUAGCAGCUGAGCUAGCCGCCUCCCGUCUCUCUCAUCAUUCCAGCUAUCACCGAAAUGUAAUGAAUCUUUUGUACAUUUGUUGAUAGAUCCGAGGCCCUGGGUGAACGCCUCAGCACAGAGGCUUUUUGUAACGAUCCCUGCUGUAAAUGAGAUUAAAGAGAUCGAGUCUGGGGUCCAG
Scatophagus argus is the source of this 4852-nucleotide messenger RNA. RefSeq names its product disintegrin and metalloproteinase domain-containing protein 11-like. NCBI's taxonomy places the organism in Eukaryota, Metazoa, Chordata, Actinopteri, Scatophagidae. Gene Ontology annotation, molecular function: metalloendopeptidase activity. The record is from RefSeq and is a predicted model, not a curated record. Gene Ontology annotation, biological process: proteolysis.